Raphanus sativus (radish) is the source of this 3549-nucleotide messenger RNA. RefSeq names its product coatomer subunit beta-1. Gene Ontology annotation, molecular function: structural molecule activity. The record is from RefSeq and is a predicted model, not a curated record. The transcript is spliced from 7 exons. Gene Ontology annotation, cellular component: COPI vesicle coat; cytoplasm. Lineage: Eukaryota; Viridiplantae; Streptophyta; Magnoliopsida; Brassicales; Brassicaceae. Gene Ontology annotation, biological process: intracellular protein transport; endoplasmic reticulum to Golgi vesicle-mediated transport; intra-Golgi vesicle-mediated transport. The coding region runs from base 1224 to 3371 and encodes 715 amino acids.
GGUUUUAUCGUGUUUUUUGAUCGACUGCUGCCGUGCUUUCAAACUCUGCAGUCAAUUAAGCUGGAUUCAGAAUUCAUCUUCUCAACACUUGUCUCUGAAUUGCAACAAAGGGAAGCAAGAUUCUCUCUUGAUUACGUCCUCAGGUUUUCUAUUUUCUAGCUCAUUCUUUGGUCAUGGGACCACUAUCUGCAUCUGGAUCCUUUGUUUGGUUCAAUCCAACCACCACACAACUUUGGAAUCACAUUCUAAUCAUUUUUCUUUUUUUUUUCUUAUCCUAUCUUUCUCUUUCCAACAGUUUGAUUGCUGCUUUAUCAGAAGAUCUCAAGGAGAAAUUUGUUCCGUGAGUAAUUAUAUAGUCUUUUGACCAGUCCUUAAUCUAUGUUUCCAACCGUUUUUCCCUUUGUAUGUUUUUUUUUUCUUCUCUUGUCUAGCUUCCUUCCACAGGUUGUCUACACAUUAUUAAUUCUCUUGAAUAAUGGUGGUCUGGAAAAUGCAGAGACUGUUGAGCAGAUAUUCACAUCCUGGUCUAAAAUAAUAGAAAGCCUAAGGUUUUGUUUCGCACGCGACAUCCAAUUUGCUCUCAGGUAAAAUACACAACUUCAGCCUAGCCCAGGCAACGUAUGUUUUUACUGCGUUGUGGAUUCAUACAGUUCAUGAAUAGGUAGGUCUCUGUUACUUGGCCCAAUACAAAUGUUGAUUAGUUUCUUCUUUUCUUGUUAUAUGGAUGGAAUAUUGUAGGUGCUUUUGUAUUCCUUUUUUGUUCUUGUUGCAUUUUUUGUUACUACCCCAGUGACAUUAUCAAUGAAAAAGUAUCAAAAUCGAUGUCAUGUGUGGUUGAUCUAGCUCGGCCCAGUCAGCUUCAAAAAGGGAUCAAGAUGAUCCUUUCUGAAGUUGCAGAGCAACCGGAAAGAGCUGCCAGAGCUGGUUUUCUCUAUUAUGAUAUGAUCGUGAAUCUGCAGAAAUCUUAAAAAUGAAGCCGGCAAAACAACAGAUUUUGUGUGUUUUGGUUUUUAAGUGUGUGUUGAUUUCAAGUCAGCUCUAUAAGUUCCAUUAUAUUCAAGAUAUGAAAUUUUCAUAUUAUUUUUAAGAACUUAUUAGUGAUGAUUCUUAGAUCUCUGCACAGCAUAUUCCUAAUUUUUUUUUUUUGUUUUUAAUAAGCCUCUGCCCUAACACUUGACAAUUCUCCUUAUGCCCUAACACAGCAUAUUCCAAAGCUCUAAAAGAUGGACAAAUCUAGUACCUUGCUCGUACACUAUGACAAAGGGACUCCAGCAGUUGCCAAGGAGAUUAAAGAAGCUCUAGAAGGAAACGAUGUGGAAGCAAAAGUUGAUGCCAUGAAGAAGGCGGUUAUGCUUUUGCUGAACGGCGAAACCAUUCCUCAGCUUUUCAUAACUAUUAUUCGAUACGUGCUGCCUUCCGAGGACCACACGAUCCAAAAGCUUCUGCUGCUGUACCUGGAGCUGAUCGAGAAAACAGAUUCCAGAGGGAAGGUGCUGCCUGAGAUGAUUUUGAUUUGCCAGAAUCUUCGGAACAACCUUAUGCAUCCUAAUGAGUACAUUCGCGGAGUGACGCUGAGGUUUCUCUGCCGGUUGAAGGAGACUGAGAUCGUGGAGCCUUUGACUCCAUCAGUGUUGCAGAAUCUGGAGCACCGUCAUCCGUUUGUUCGUAGGAAUGCAAUUCUGGCCGUCAUGUCGAUCUAUAAGCUUCCACAUGGUGAGCAGCUCUUCGUGGAUGCACCUGAAAUGAUCGAGAAAGCUUUGUCAUCAGAACAAGAUCCGUCUGCCAAGAGAAAUGCGUUUCUGAUGCUCUUUACCUGUGCUGAGGAACGAGCUGUGAAUUAUCUUCUGAGCAAUGUUGACAAGGUUUCAGACUGGAAUGAGUCGCUUCAGAUGGUGGUGCUGGAGCUGAUUCGAAGUGUGUGUAAGACUAAACCAUCGGAGAAGGGGAAAUAUAUUAAGAUUAUUAUUUCUCUGUUGAGUGCCACUUCCUCUGCAGUUAUCUAUGAAUGUGCUGGGACGCUUGUUUCUCUCUCAUCUGCCCCUACUGCUAUUAGGGCUGCUGCCAACACCUACUGUCAACUUCUUCUUUCUCAGAGUGACAACAAUGUGAAGCUCAUUUUGCUCGAUCGGUUGAGUGAGCUUAAGUCAUCGCACAGAGAUAUCAUGGUUGAGCUAAUAAUAGAUGUGCUCAGAGUACUCUCAAGCCCGAACCUUGAUAUUCGCAGGAAGACACUUGACAUUGCUCUUGAUUUGAUUACUCAUCAUAACAUUAAUGAGGUCGUUCAAAUGUUGAAGAAAGAAGUUGUGAAGACACAGAGUGGAGAGCUUGAGAAGAAUGGAGAGUACAGACAAAUGCUUAUUCAAGCAAUCCAUGCAUGUGCAGUUAAGUUCCCCGAAGUUGCAAGCACAGUGGUCCAUCUUCUUAUGGAUUUCUUGGGAGAUAGCAAUGUGGCUUCAGCACUCGACGUGAUUUCAUUUGUUAGAGAGAUAAUAGAAACAAAUCCCAAGUUGAGAGUUUCAAUCAUAACCAGGUUGCUGGACACGUUCUAUCAGUUCAUAUCCGAUUUUACAGGAAUGAGUCAACUUGAGUUGGAAGACCAGGUGCAAGAUGACCUGAAGCGUGCUACCGGAGAAUUCACCAAGGACGAGAACGAUGCGAACAAACUCAACCGUAUUCUUCAACUCACAGGAUUCAGUGAUCCAGUCUAUGCUGAAGCAUAUGUGACAGUCCAUCACUACGACAUCGCACUCGAGGUUACCGUUAUCAACCGUACAAAGGAUACUCUUCAGAAUCUGUGCUUGGAGUUAGCAACCAUGGGUGAUCUCAAGCUUGUUGAGCGUCCUCAAAACUAUAGCCUUGCACCUGCAACGAGCAUGCAGAUAAAAGCAAACAUCAAGGUCUCGUCCACAGAGACCGGAGUCAUAUUCGGGAACAUCGUCUAUGAGACAUCAAAUGUUAUGGAGCGAAACGUGGUGGUACUAAACGACAUUCACAUCGAUAUCAUGGAUUAUAUCUCCCCUGCUGUUUGCUCGGAUGUUGCUUUCAGAACCAUGUGGGCAGAGUUUGAAUGGGAAAACAAGGUUGCUGUGAACACCAAGAUUGAGAACGAAAGAGAGUUCCUCGACCACAUUAUCAAAUCCACAAACAUGAAGUGUCUCACUGCCCCAUCUGAACUAGACGGAGAAUGUGGGUUCCUUGCAGCAAACUUAUACGCAAAAAGUGUGUUUGGUGAGGAUGCUCUAGUGAAUGUGAGUAUCGAGAAGCAAACGGACGGAGCAUUGAGUGGCUACAUAAGGAUAAGGAGCAAGACGCAAGGGAUUGCGCUAAGUCUUGGAGACAAAAUCACCCUCAAACAAAAGGGUAGCAACUGAGGUUAGCUAGUAAGAAACCGACACAGAGAUCUUGAAAAUGAAGCGGGCAAAACAACAGAUUUUGUGUGUUUUGGUUUUAAGUGUGUGUUGAUUUCAAGUCAGUUCUAUAAGUUCCAUUAUAUUCAAGAUAUGAAAUUUUCAUAUUAUUUUUAAGAACUUAGUAAUGAUUCUUUAGAUC